Molecule: messenger RNA, 1870 nt
Organism: Bradysia coprophila
Lineage: Eukaryota; Metazoa; Arthropoda; Insecta; Diptera; Sciaridae
Product: dnaJ homolog subfamily A member 1-like
Biological process (GO): protein folding
Molecular function (GO): Hsp70 protein binding
Source: RefSeq, a predicted model, not a curated record
UGUCGGAUUUUUGUCGUCGCUGUGGAACAUUCAUGAACAUUUCACUCGAUCGAACCAUUCAGUAAGACAACGAAUUUAUAACGCAAAAUAGACUUAGUUUUUGUGCAGAGAGUCAAAGGGCGACGUUCGUUGUAAAUAUAAUUUUUCAUUAGACACUAGACACACGGACACACAACAAUGGUGAAAGAAACAGUAUUCUACGAUUUGCUGGGUGUUCAGCCAAAUGCCUCAUCCGAAGAUUUAAAGAAAGCAUACAAAAAAAUGGCUUUGAAAUAUCAUCCCGACAAAAAUCCAAAUGAGGGCGAAAGAUUCAAACAAAUUUCGAUGGCGUACGAAGUGUUAACCGAUCCGGAAAAACGGCAAAUUUAUGACGAGGGUGGCGAAUCAGCUAUCAAGAAAGGUGGUGCUGGCGGCGGUGGUCCAGGUUUCAUGAGUCCUAUGGACAUUUUCGAAAUGUUCAUCAACGGUGGUAUGCGAUCGGGUGGUCGACGAGAACGUCGUGGAAAAAUUAUCGAACACAUCCUAAAUGUAACGUUAGAAGAAUUAUACAACGGAGCGGUCCGAAAAUUAGCUUUGCAGAAAAUCGUGAUCUGUGAUAAAUGCGAAGGGCGAGGUGGCAAAAAGGGAUGCGUUUCCAAAUGUCAAACGUGUCGCGGCACCGGUAGUGAAAUCAGAAUACACCAAAUAUUCCCUGGUAUGGUACAACAAGUGGAACAAAUAUGUCGACAAUGUUCGGGACUGGGUGAAACAAUUGCGACUAAAGAUCGGUGUAAACAGUGUAAUGGCAAAAAGACGAUACGCGAUCGAAAUGUGUUGGAGGUGCACAUUGAGAAGGGAAUGCAACAUGGGCAGAAAAUUGUUUUUAGUGGACAAGGGAACCAGGAAAGUCCGGAUAUUGAACCUGGCGAUAUAAGUGUAGUGUUAAAUGAAAAGAAACAUUCGGUGUACAAGCGGCUGGAGUUAGAUUUGCUGCUGACUUUGCCGAUAAUACUAACCGAAUCGUUGUGUGGCUUUAGGAAAAUUAUUAAAACAUUGGACAAUCGAGAUCUAUUGAUAACGCAUUUGCCCGGCCAGGUAAUCAAAACCGGCGACAUCAAAUGCGUCAUGGGCGAAGGAAUGCCACAGUACAAGAAUCCCUUCGAGAAGGGACGUCUUAUCCUUAAUUUUGAAGUGAUCUUCCCCACAUUUAUCGCUCCCGAAUUAAUACCAAAGCUUGAAACGUGUCUGCCGCCUCGACCGAGAAUCGACAUUUCGAUGGACUCAGAUUCGAUGGAGGAAUGCACAUUGGUAGACUACAAUCCAGAACAGGAUAAUCGACAGAGACGUUCCCAACAGGCUUACGAAGAAGACGACGAUGGAUAUAAUCAAGGUCCCCGUAUACAACAAUGCACAACUAGUUAAGCGCAUUUACCUUUUUUUUUACUCAAAUCGAAUUAAUGUCCAGAGCGAGAGAAUUUAUUUUUAUUAAUUAUUUUGUGUCGAGACGUAAAAUAAUGUUUUGAACGUGCAUCCACAUUGAUGCUAUAUAUUAUAUAAAUUUAACGCAGAGACCAUUUCGUAAGUUGGUUGUUUUACUGAAGACGAAAAGUAGAAUCUGAGCUCUCGAUUCGUCCGUUUAUAGAAACAAAAAACAAAUUGAACAUUGUGUUAGGCGAAAAUGUUUCGUUCCGCAGAGACAAUGAAACAUUUUUUUUUGUUUCAAAUUAUUUUUUCGCGCGAAGAAUUUAUUUUUUAUCAUUUUAUUUUAAAAUAUUUUAACUUGAUGUGGUGGUUCGACGUUAGGCUAAUGUGUUUAUAAAAACAAAUUGUAUUAUUAAUUGAACAUGAACGUAAGAAAAGACGAAUAAAUUAAUAGAAUUUGUGACAUUCA